This is a messenger RNA of Tachysurus vachellii, 1304 nucleotides long. RefSeq names its product 5-hydroxytryptamine receptor 3A-like. The record is from RefSeq and is a predicted model, not a curated record. Gene Ontology annotation, biological process: monoatomic ion transmembrane transport; nervous system process; signal transduction. Gene Ontology annotation, cellular component: membrane; neuron projection; synapse. The transcript has 10 exons. The coding region runs from base 63 to 1304 and encodes 413 amino acids. Gene Ontology annotation, molecular function: neurotransmitter receptor activity; extracellular ligand-gated monoatomic ion channel activity; transmembrane signaling receptor activity. NCBI's taxonomy places the organism in Eukaryota, Metazoa, Chordata, Actinopteri, Siluriformes, Bagridae.
AAUUAGCUUUCUCCUUCUCAACAGUAGUGAAUAUUUGUUUGGGGUUUGAAUCAAAGGUGAGAAUGUCACCUACACAGAAAAUCCCAAAGUUCUUCAUUACUAUAUCUUUCCUCUUUGUCUUCAUAGGACAUACGACUGCUUGUCUGUCACGUCGAUGCCUAGCUAACGACCUCAUUAACAAAAGCCUAUACAGUGCACCACAGUCUCCGGGGUGUGUUAUUGAUGUAAACCUCACCUCUAUCCAAUACAAGAUGCUGUCUGUUAACACCCAGACUAUGCAGUUCUCUAGCCGCUUUAAAAUUAACAUGGAGUGGACUGACCCAGACCUUAAAUGGUCAGAUACAAAUUACACAUUUAAUGAAAUCAUGUUGCCUGUGAGGAAAAUAUGGACUCCUGAUCUCAUUGUGGAGAAUGCAAUAUAUUUGAACAUAAAACCUGCUACUGAAGAUAUAGUGGUGAAACGCGAUGGCACUGUGAACUACGCCAUUGUCAUGUAUACCACAAUAUUGUGCAGAAUCAACCUCCUCACCUAUCCUUUUGCUGAAGGCUCUUGUCCUGUGGCUAUCAAUGGAUGGAGCCAAAGCUCUUGUGGGCUGCAAAUCCAGUACGGCUCACUAUCUGCACAGAUUGGUGAUGGAACUGAAUGGACCACUCUGUCAGUGAACCUCCAAAAUGACACCGAGGCAAAGAACCACAACUAUAUCUAUGUCACUAUAUCCAGCAAUCCAUUUAAAGCAAUGGUCUCACUGGUCCUGCCCAGUGCACUAAUCAUGAUCGCUGAUCUGGUGAGUUUUGCUUUGCCGCUGGAUGGGGGAAAACGCAGCUCCUUCAAGAUCACACUGGUGCUCAGCUUUACCAUGUUCCUUCUCAUUCUCACUGACUACCUCCCUAACACUGGAACAUGCAGCCCUCUGAUACGUUAUCACUUCUGCUUCUGCAUGUUCGUUCUGGUGCUGAGUAUGCUGAUAUCCAUGGUGUUCACAAAGGUGGCAACAGAGGGCAAUAUUCUGUGUUGCAAACUUCCAAAGCUGAGUAAACCAGGCAGUUCUGAUAAGUUCCAGAUUUUGGGCUCCAUUUCUAUGCAGCUCACUGCCAAGCUUGAGGGUAGCUUUCAACUCAGAGGAUUCCCAGUCUCAAGUCACUUAGGUCACCUGAAUAAGAACUAUACUUACCCAAUCAUUGACCUUCACUCCACAUCCCUGCUCUGCCCCAUUUCCGGCUCUGUGGGGGAUGCCACUCCACCUCAUGGUGCUCCACUUUCCUGUUCCAUGGAGGAUGUGGCUCUGCCCCCCUGCCUUGUGUAG